AAGCAAUCUCAUCAGUCUUUACUCAUCACUGUUACAAAUUCGAAAAAUUGAAGAACGUAAUAUGUAAUGCUUAUUAGAAUUUUUUUUUCCAACACAAUCAGGAAAUCCAACAACUAAAAAUAUAUCCUUUAUUUAUGAGAUGAUCUAUAUAACCUCGACAUAACCGGAAAACCAUCAUGUCGGCAUUUAAUUCUAGCGGGCCCGCGGAGAUAUUGAGAGCAGAACAAAAAGACGAGGAACUUUACGAACGGAUCAAUCGACAGCUAUGUGGAUUUCUUCUGAAACUCAAAGGACAUGUCUUUGUAAAUGUAAAUAAAAAGAACAUCUUUUGCACAUCACAAUUACUGUACUAUGCACUUACGACGCUAUCUAAGCUCCAAACACUGGGCGAAGAAUAUACAAAAAUCGUUCAAGUUGGAAAAACUGGAAAACACAUUCCAGGACUCAUGCAAAGCACUGGUAUGAUAUUAGCCCACGUGUUUGGAGACAGACUCAUCAUCCUUGCUUUGGAUCGUUUGAUCUAUUAUGUUCAAUAUAACAAAUCGAUAACGAGUCAAGCCAAAGAUCAAAUUAUACAUAUUGCAACGACCAUCAAAUCUCUUGUUCCAUUGUUGCAAAGUCUUAACAGAGUAUUAUUUUAUUGGGACGGUUCCUUUUAUACGUGGGCCAAACGAUUUUUCUUCAUUAAAUAUAUAUAUGCAAUUCCGUGGUACCAUCCUAAGCGGCCGUUACAUGUGUUUAAAAUUCUGAGUGUGUUGACUGGCAUGCAUUUGAGUGUACUCAUGAUCAUGGCUGUGUUUAAAACCCCAAAAGUACAAAAGAACGUAAAAGAACAUCCUAGUCAGCCAAACCCAAUGAGCAGCAGCAGUAAAUGUUCUCUUUGCUUAGAACCAAGACAAAACACCUCACUUUCGUUUUGUGGACAUCUGUUUUGUUGGUAUUGUAUUCAUGAAUGGCUGCAAACUAAUAACUUUUGUCCAAUAUGCCGUAAAGCUCUAAAUCCUAGAAUGGUGGUACCGUUACAAAAUUUUACUUAGGAAAGCCGUAAACAAAUUUAUUGUACAAUUGCGCAUUCAAUUAGGGAACAGGGAAACAUAAUUGUCCUACUAUUUUUAUUGAUCAGUAAAUUAUUAUUGUAUUUGACAAGACAUUUUUAUAUAAUCUAAAAAAAAUAACUUAUUGUCAAACUUAUUUUGAUUAGGUACUCAGCAGAUAAUCAAAUUAUUUUUUAAUUGGUAUUUUUAUUGAUGGUUUAUUUUUAUAAAAAAAUUACAACAGAUUAA
Messenger RNA from Acyrthosiphon pisum (pea aphid), 1283 nucleotides. RefSeq names its product peroxisome biogenesis factor 10. Gene Ontology annotation, cellular component: peroxisomal membrane. The record is from RefSeq and is a predicted model, not a curated record. Gene Ontology annotation, molecular function: zinc ion binding. The coding region runs from base 177 to 1037 and encodes 286 amino acids. NCBI's taxonomy places the organism in Eukaryota, Metazoa, Arthropoda, Insecta, Hemiptera, Aphididae. The transcript is spliced from 4 exons. Gene Ontology annotation, biological process: protein import into peroxisome matrix.